Penicillium olsonii is the source of this 1182-nucleotide messenger RNA. The record is from the annotation of a GenBank genome assembly. Lineage: Eukaryota; Fungi; Ascomycota; Eurotiomycetes; Eurotiales; Aspergillaceae.
AUGCCACCUCACGAAGAACUCGUACACCCCAAGGAGUACGACAUCAAAGACAGCAACGUGGAGCUAAUCGGCUCCGACCUCGACCACCGCGUCAAAUACAACUCCGCCGUUACCGAGCCCGCCUGGAACAACGGCAAGAUCGGCCAGGAAGCCGGUCUCUUCAUUUGGCGCAUUGAGAACUUCCAAGUCAUUCCCUGGCCGAAGGAGAAAUACGGCCAAUUCUAUGACGGGGACAGCUUCAUCGUCCUGCACUCAUACAAGCUGGGCGACAAGCUCGGCCAUGACAUCUUCUUCUGGCUGGGCAGCAAAACGACUCAGGAUGAAGCCGGGACAGCUGCCUACAAGACCGUCGAGCUAGAUGAGUUCCUGCACGGUGCUGCAACACAGCACCGCGAGGUCCAGGCGCAGCCCUCUGAUGAGUUCCUCGCUCUGUUCCGUCACUACGCCAUCAGAUCUGGCGGUGUGAGGUCUGGAUUCACGCAUGUUGAGCCUGAGGAGCGGGAGGAGAUUCUCACUCUUUUGCGGAUCUUCAAACACCCUGGAAUUGCUCGGAUUGAUUCUCUUAUUGUUCAUGAGGUGGAGCCUACAUGGAAGAGUCUUGAUGAGAAUGAUGUCUUUGUCUUGGACAAGGGUGAUAAGAUCUGGGUAUGGCAGGGCAAGAAGUGCAGCCCGAUGGAGAAGGCCAAGGCUGCCCAGGUGGUGAAUGAUAUGACUCUUGCCAAGCAUGUCGAUGUCGAGGUGCUGUCACAACUCGAAUCACGAUCCAGAAUCAUCGUUGAUCUGUUGGGCGGGAAAGAGGAGGCUGGGCCAACAUUGGAGGCGGCUCGACCUGGCCGGUUUGCUAAGAGGGGUGAUGAACAGCCUACCCGCCCACGCAAGUUGUUCCGACUCAGCGAUGCCUCUGGAAACCUGUCCUUCGAUCUUGUGAAGGAUGGACAACGUGUCAGCCGGUCUGACUUCAAUGGCAACGAUGUGUUCUUGUAUGAUGUCGGUAACAGACUUUGGGUUUGGCAGGGAUCCGAGGCAAGCGCCAGCGAGAAGGCGAUGUGGCUCAGAGUUGCCCAAUUCUAUGUUCGGAAGAUUCAAGAGAGCGAGCAGUCUUCCGACGCCCAUCUUACGCCGAUCUCGAAGGUUGUCCAGGGCUAUGAGAGCCCUUCAUUCCUCAAGGCAGUUGAAGCCUGA